Messenger RNA from Trypanosoma rangeli, 13839 nucleotides. Its product is annotated as vacuolar protein sorting-associated protein 13 family protein. The record is from RefSeq and is a predicted model, not a curated record. Gene Ontology annotation, cellular component: extrinsic component of membrane. NCBI's taxonomy places the organism in Eukaryota, Euglenozoa, Kinetoplastea, Trypanosomatida, Trypanosomatidae. Gene Ontology annotation, biological process: protein targeting to vacuole; protein retention in Golgi apparatus. Bases 1 to 13839 code for a protein of 4612 amino acids. The transcript has a single exon.
AUGCUAGAAAAGCAGCUUUCCGUGUUGCUUGCGACAUACCUCAAUCGAUUUAUAUGCGACCUCAAUGAGGAGCAGCUGCGCGUCUCCCUCUGGUCCGGAGAACUGGUGCUGCGGGACCUGGAGCUGCGAACGAACAUUGUCGACCAGAUAGCCCUCUCCCUCUUUAAGGGUCGACAGGAGGUCGGAAGUCGCGAGGAGGCGGAGGACGGUGAUGCCGCAAGGGCAGCGGCGCAGGCGCUUAUGACGCCUUUUACCGUUGUCAAGGGAGUGGUGAAGGAGCUGAAGAUUCGUGUUCCGUGGUCAGCCGUUGAUCGUGAACCUAUCAGUGUGGAGGUUAUUGGGGUGGAGAUUGUAUUUGGUCUUUUGCGUGCCAGGCCGCACAACGCCGAGGAGGAUGCCGCCCGCGUCAUGGUGGUGAAGCAGAAACAGUUAAACAUGUUUGAAAUAGGCAGGCUAGGUAGCCGACCUGAUGAGGGUUAUGGAGUGGGGAGGGGUGUCCCACCUAAGCUCAGCACUGGGGCCGGAAGUACAAAAAAACUCUCCUACGUUGAACAGCUCACAGAGACUAUCAAAAGGAACGUUCAUGUAGUGUUGCGGGAUGUGUCCUUAAAGUAUGUCGUGGACUAUCAUGGCCUUGCCCCAUGCUUUACGUGUGCACUUCAUGUGACGUUGGACAGCGUGUACGUCACCACCACGGAUGAGGGGUGGGAGGAUCGCUUCAUCAUGGAUCUAUCCAUGCGUUACUCCAAGAAGGUGGUCAUGGGUGGGCUACGGGUAUCUCUUCAUGCCGUAAAGCAGCAACACUCUGCGGAGGGGGAGAACCAGAAUAAUGAAAUGCCAAACUGGCAGAAGAAGAUGAACAUUGUUAAGGCGGAGGAACUCACAGUGCUGCUACGCUUGUCCAAAGACAGCGAUGAUGAGGAUGUUGUCAUGGAUGAUGUGAAGCAAACUGUGAUUUAUGUGAUUGCGACAACUCCUAUUCAGCUUCAAAUAUCUUUUGGAGUCGUUGGCUUUUUUGCGAUCAUUAAUGACUCAAUCAGAAAUGGUUUGGUGGGGCUGAACUAUAGGCAACACCUUCAUCUUCUUAACAAAGGUAACGAGGGGGCACUCACAUGGCCUCAACGACGCUGGAAAUUUGCACUUUUUUCUGUCAUGGACGACGUCAGAAGAUCCAAAAACAAGGCAAAAGGGCACCAGCGUUUUAUCGAAGGUGUUGUACUUUUUGGCAGGCGCAGAAGGGAGUAUUGCGCACUAUGGAAGCGAAGCCAGAGAGUGGCAUGGCUUCCACCUCUUACACAGGAGGAAACGAGUAAUCUACAUGCUUUGGAAGAGCUCCUCACAGUAGAACAACUUGUGUUUUUACGCUGCCUGGCGUACGCUGAACUAAGUACGGAAAGGCAGUCUCUGUGGCGACAGAAGUUACUCAUUGAAGAGGUAAGGAAGAGAAAACAAGUCGGCAACGAGGACAUUGGAUCGGGUGGUAGUCGAUGGUGGCAAUGGCUCGGGCGACGUCAAGCCAUUGGCAGCAGCGCCGCUUUAGAUGAAGCGAGGGAACAUAAAUUUGUGGCAGGUGGUGGCAUUGAGGCGGAAUGGGCUUUUGGUCACAAAUUUCUUCAGCACAUUGCAACAAGACGUGUGGGGACCUCCUUGACAACAUCAUCAUCAGCAGUAGCAACAACAACAAAAUCCACCAUGACAUCCACAAAUUCGAUUCUCAUUGUAGUGAGGUUUCCGAUUGUAGAUCUAGAAAUUGAGCCCGAUAUCUGGAGGAGCGAUAUGACUGAAAAGAAACCUCUGCUGUCGUACCUGGCAAAUCUGCAACAACGUCUAAAGUUUUGUUUCAAUUCUGUUAAGUGUAACUACACUAUAGGUGCAGCUCCCCAAGGAGAUCGUGCUGGAUUUAGUCUGGCGAUUGAAAAUGUCUCUGGGAGCUUCACUGGAUCCUUGCCUUCCGUUGUGCUGGAGACACACAACACUCAUGAGGAAAAGAAAGAAAGUGAGGAGGACUCUGGUGGUCAAAAUGUGUGUGUGUGUGAACCUUGGAUGUCCAUUUAUGUUAACGAAACGCAUACCCGGGUGAGCGGUUUCAUCGCCAACACCUCGCUAACUCUCCAACCACUAUGUGAAUUGCAGUGGUGGGUGUCCGGUGUUAAAGAAUUUCUGGCAGUACUUCCGGAAUACACAAAGCAAGACUUUAGCUCUUUUUGUGAGUCCACUAAGUCGCGUUGCCUUUCUCCAUCUCUGCCUACAAUGGAGAUCCACGUUGCGGGAAUUAUUCUAACCAUGCCUUUGUAUGUUGAAGGUGACACCGAAAGAAAAUUGAUCCUUCGCGCUCCCGACGUUCAUAUAAUAACCCUCUACGAGGAGGAGGAAGGAGAAGAGGAGGCUGAAAGGCAGAAUGAGCAACAGCUUCCCAUGCAAGAGCCUGCUCUUACCAUGAACUGGCGUUUCUCCAUGAGUAGGAAAGAGCCAAUUUGUAUUUCUUGUGAAGAUAUUGGUGAUGUGGUGCUGUUAUCGUUUGCAGAGGUGGAGGUGGUGUUUGGUAGGCAGUUGAGUGUCUUUGUGAAGACGCGUGCCAAAGCAACACUUGUUCCCACGGUGCUUGGACUUUUACAUGAUCACAUGGAAUGCCUGGAAGUUGCACAGGGCGAUGUUGGAGAGGCUCUCUUCUGUGAAGUCAUGAACAAUAACGGGAAGUGGCGUCUAGAGUCCUCCACAGCGCUCAAUGUUGGAGGAACUGUCAUGACGAUUCCAGCGGCUCAAUGCCGCCGUUUUCUCCGUCUGUUGUACCGAUCGGCCGCUACGCUGGACGCGGACCACAAAAAAAGGAUGGCGCCACCUGCUGUCAACGCUACUCUGCCACUGUUGCACCGUGUAUUUCUAGGUAUUGACUUUGCUCAUUUAACGCUGCGUAACUCGAACAACGAUGAUGUGGUUGAGAUUGAACUCUCAGGUGUGGAAUCUUCAACGUAUGAAGCCGGCCCUUUAAUUCCAUCGUCUUUUUCACAAGACGCAUUUGUACUAGAUAUGACAUCAUCUGGCACAAAGGGGUACGACAUACUGCUUUGCCUACCAGAUUUGCAUGUCACAUCUCCCUCAGGCCAACAUGUACUUGUGCUGGAGGGUCUAACAGCCACGUAUAGCGUCUCCUCCCCUUUACUUUCCUUGGAAGCGGGGGUGCUGGACGUACGUAUUUGUCCUUCUCUUGUUGAUUGUAUGGAGGUAUUGAUGCUGUCAUCUGCGCUAUUGCAACCUCCUACGUCCUCAGCUUUGGUGAGGCUUCCUGGUUUGGAGGAAGUCGCAGGCGUGACUGUUGUUUUGUCAGACGCUACGGCACACACUGAAAGGGUCAUGGAAACGGCUCUAAAACGAUUGAAUGUUCGCAUUCAGUUCCAAUGGACGGAAGAGUGCGUCGCCGUGCACCUUAAUGACUUGUUACUCCGUGCCAGCAGCGCGUCUGGUGGGAAAACGUUAAACCUGCGCGGGACUCUUGAUAGAGCUGAGUAUAUUACAGACAACGGGGAGGAGGUAAAAUCAUUUGUGCUGCUUGCGCCCAGCACCGGUCUUAAGAAGAACGUUGAUGCCACUUUUUUCACCUGUACUCUGGAGAGUAGGACAGAUGGAGGCGCUGGCGCUGGUCGAAGUUUUGUGUCGUUCCAGACGAGGGGCGGCAGUGUGGGGGUGUUUUAUGCGUAUUGGAUGCGACUGCUCUCCAUGCAGGAUGAUCCCGCCGUCGUCCGCCUGUUGAAUUUGUUUGGAUCCGAUAAGCGCGAGCGCGGCUGCUCUAGCGCCCGUGAGGAAAUGCCACAAAAAUCGACACCGGCUAGCGUUGCGCAGGAUGCCUCUGGUGUGAUCAUCAUCUCAGGGGAGGUGAGUGCGUUGGAACUGCUGCUCGCGACGGACGCCGCAGAGGAAGUGGAUUUGCUGAACGAGGAGACGUACAUCCCCUUUUUUGUGGGUACGCUUACUUUCAGGGCAGAGGUGUCGGGAGGCACUGAAGGCCGUGGUGACGGCUGUCAAGCUGCAUCUGCACCGCCAUCGUUGUUUAGGGGACAACUGACGCUGUCUAACAUGACUUACCUCUCCCAUAGUGAGGGCAAAGGUGUGUGGUCUCCACUCAUCACACAGGCGUCAUUACUUUUGGAGAACUACACACAAUUGGUGCCAAACGCAGAAACAAACGGAUACGAGUACGUCAAGGGUGGGAGUGGCGAAAUGGCGCUUCACUUGUUGAUUGGCUCGUCCGACUACAACGGCGACACAGAUGUGGCGAUGGAUGUCAAGCUUACCUUGCCCUGGCUGAACACCCUUCUUCGGGCACUUUCUUCCAACCUUCUCAAUGCGUUUCCUUUGGCCAACGGUGUGCAGGGGAACGAUGUGACCGUGCUGACACCAGUGACUGAGACAAUGGUGAGCACGAAGGUCCCAUCGUCGUCGCCGACGUCGCUCUCAUUCCUUGUCACCGUAUCCUCAGUAUGUCUUGUUCUCAUGAAGGAACCGGAUAUAUUUGCCCUGCGUGCUCAGCUUCAAUUUUAUUCCUUUAAUGGUGUUUGGGGGUUUGGAGGUGAGAAAACCUCAGUGCAGUUGUUUCAUAUAAAUAAGCUUACUAUAGAUGAUAUCAGUCCUAACCGCCGCAUCAUGAGGCAUGAUAUCCCUAAAUGGCAACAGCAGCAGCGUGGUAUCACACGAGAGUCUUGCAUGGGUCGAGAAAAGCGAAUGCUCGAAGUGGAGAGUGGAUGCAUCUCUACGCCAAAGCCACAAACAAAUAUGGAGAGCACGACGUUGUCGCGUAAAACUGAUUUGGUGUUUGACGAGGUACAUGUUUACACGGCUCGAUCUUCUUGGACCACGCUUGUCGGCAUGCUGUUGUUUGAUCUCUCUGCAGGGGCAUGGACCGCAGCAAAAAACGAUGCCCCUAAAGUCAACAGCGACGUGGCAGCGAACUCCUCUUUGCUGGCUUUGACUGUUCACCAACUUAAUGUGCACUUAGAGCUACCGUGGGAAGAACCUUUGGCACAACUAUCCGCCUGUUCCGUGAGAAUGCAGCUUCAUCGGUGCGAUGGGAAGGAAACCCUGGAGUUUCGUUCGGAUGAACCCAUCUCUCUCACUCCACGCUUUGAACACGCAGCAGAAGUGAAUAUACUGGAUUGGGGGGAUACACGUAAAGAAGCAGUGCAAAGUAGUGCACCAAGACCGUUUCUCCACAUCCUUGUGACACAAUCGCAGAAUAAUCAAAGGAAGUAUGAGUUUGACACCUUGUAUGAAGAGAAGCCGCAGGUUAGUUGCUCUAAUAGGGUGGAAGUAGUUCUUCAGUCCAUGAAACUCAUAGCAGAUAUGAAUUUCAUAACCCGUUUAUCGCGUUUUGCUUUGGAUGAGGUGGAUGCAUACAGUUCCCUUCUUCAGGCUUCAAAGCCUCUAAGGGUGAUGCCCUCUAUGUCCCUGACAAUGAUGGAUAUUUCCGUGAAGGAUUUCCAGGUACUUUUGCCAACAAUGGAAGCAGUACAAGCGCCAAGGUGGCGGCUCACGGUGGAGGAAGUAAAAUUGACAAACAAGUGUGUUGAAGUAACUCUUGACAGCAACUCUCCUGCAGAACGAGGAAGCAGAAAUUGCUUCGCUAAUGCCUAUACUAUGAACCUGUGUGGGGUGUUCCUUCUCUGUGAAGGGCUUUACCCUUUGCGCUUUCCCAACACUGUUGCAUGUGCGCAGCUCCCCAUGCCGCAGAGUACGUUUACUGAGUGGCGUUCAACCCGAUCUGUCACCCCCGACGAUUGUGUGCAAACGCACUCCACAUUCGUUAUUGUUUCGCCGGCGUCAUUGAAUGAUGCUCAGCUGAGGGUAUCAUUUUGUAGGCGCAUUCACAUUCAAAUGGAGGAAGGUGCCUGCCUUUCAAUCUCUGCACUGCAUGUGCGGGAUGCGUUGCGUGUGCUGCCACCACGAGCGUCGUCUGAGGAAGUGCCGCCGUACUACGCUACACCGGUUGAAGUACCCCAUGUCUCUGUUUGUGUGACGUCUUUUGCCUUGGUUAAUAUGCCACGGUUUUCCAUUUUAUUGACGGAGAAUGGCCAUGUCAAGGCAGAAGCGAACGUGGGCAACGGAGGGGAAAAGGGCGUAAACGAAGCUGAUCUCACCACCGCCAACCUUGCAAAACUCUGCUUUCUUGGAACUGUGACACUCUCCGCAUCCUUUGACUCAUGUGAGGAGACCGUUACGCAAGUACAGUUUGCCAUACACGGGUCAUUUGAGCUUUUGGAUGGCAAUGGUGUUGUUGUCUUGUUUCGCCGUGGGGAUGAAAACUUAAAUGAGGGAAAGCAACUGCCUUCUUGUCGUUUCCCUGAGCAUUAUGACGCCGGACUCUGCGUUGACGUGACGGACAGCCCAACGGAACGCCGAAUGUGUCUGGAAUCACAUGGAAUCAUCGUCACACUUCAGCCUCAUACUGUGGAUUUUGUGCUUCGUAUGCAUAACUUUAUUGCUCUCAUGCAUCGUGAGGGUUUUUUUGCGAUGGAACGCAAAAACAAUGCGAACAAGAGGCGGAUCAAUGAUGCCGACGACACGGAUGUAACACAACUUUCUUUUUCUUCGACCAAAAGACAAACUGUAUUGACUAUUCAUGUGGCUCUCCUUUCAUUGACAGUGGAGCGUACAGCCCUAAUGGAGGCUCGAAAUGUGAAUGCACGUUUGAGCUGGAGGGAUGGUGAUUCGACCUUGGUAGAUGCCUCAAUUCCCUACAAGGUUACCAUUGGGGACCUCGUGCUGCGAAACAUGGAUAGUACUUACGCGUUUAUGUUCCUCUCAUCUCUUGAAGUAUCCCUCGGAGUUGGAGAAGUGAACCUUCGAGCAAAUCCACUUGUUAUAAACAACUACGACAUGUUGUUUUACGCAGAUCUUUGGAGGAGUGUCGAGGCACUUUACCACUAUGUUCUUCAGAACGUCACCUUCUCAAAGAAAAACGAGGAUGGAUUUAAGCAGUCUGUGAUGGUGACUCUGACCGAUGUGCGUGUGUGCUUCUUUCUCUCUCGACAGCCUCUUGUCUGCGAAGCGACUGACGGCAGGAUGGAAAUUGUGUUCCCUGUCGUGGUUUUAAAGCAAAAGGCAAGCACAACAGGGCGAAGCUUGACUUUUGAGACGGAAAAUGGUGUCAUACGAUACCGCCGUCCAGAGGGUCUAUUACCGCCUUUUGUGAAAAAUCUGUCCUUAUCUUGUUUUGUGGAAAACAGUCUUGUAACUCAGUCUCGGUCCAACGUUAUACGUCUAAGUGGCAUAGAGGCCUUUAUUCCGUUUGGUGACACGUUGCAAUGCUGUGUGGAAGCCGUCGCACAGGCGUUUCUGCCUCUUCUCUCCGUUUCUGCUAUGACACGCCGUAACUUGGACGUUGGUCCGCCUUCCACGGCUGAGGUGCCAGCAACCCCACUGAGUUGCGACAAGUUUGUCUUUACGGUUCCUUUGGUGUCAUUGAAUGUUUGUGCCUCUCAGUCAGAAGAUGAGGCGUUGGUAGGAAAGGCCGCCGUCUUAUUCGGUGUCACUUUUCAUAACAUAAUAUGUGAGCAGAGCCGCACCGGUGUGAAUGAGAAGACCCUUAUCCAGGCUCUUUCCGUCACAAGCAGUGUAAGUGCUGCCUUUCAGAAGGAAUUUGUCAGUGCUACGGCGCCGAGUGGGGCGCUUGACGAGCCAUCCAAGUGGGCCGUGUAUUUCUGCAAGGAGAUUUCUGUGAGUGAGGCAACAGUGCCAUCGUCUUUGUCCCACACAGAUGGAGGCGGAGGCGGGGAAGAUUCACUGCAUGAACAACUGCCAACACGUCUCGUAAGUAUUAUUGCCCGUGCUCAUGCAGUGAAGCUUACUGUUUCACCGAAGCUUCUAAGUACUCUAAAUGAACACUUUCUUUUACAUGUUUGGUCGGGUGUUUAUCGCACGCGAAGUGUAACCGCAUCAUGUUUUUCGUCGCUUUCUGUGAGGGAUGCUGGUGCUUCGUUGCAUUGCAGCUCUGUUGAUGGCACCAGUGAUCAGCUCCUCACCAUUAAAAGUGAUUGCUGUCUGAGCUCCGAUCUCACACUGGGUGGGAGACGUGGGACAUUACUCCGAUUUUCAAAAGAGCCUGGUGAAAGUAAUCCAUCCAAUAAGAUAACUGUUAAGGGGGUUAAUCAUGCAAAGGUGUUUGUGUCCAUGGUCGUGGGUCCUGAUGGCACCUUAAAGCCACCUAUUGUGGUGGAUCCGGGUCUCACAGUCGUGAUUGAGGGGGUGCCAUUUGUCACAGAAGACGGGGAUGUGAUGGACUACGUUGAAUUGGGUGCGCGUUCGCUUCUGGUGGUACCUACCGAACUGCUUCCCGUCGCCGUCCCUGGAAGUCCAUGCCGUUCACUGGCUACUUCCGCCAAUGUUUCCUUAAAUGCCGCACGGUGGUAUAGUCUGGAGGUGACGAUUGAUGCAUUAACCGAUGUUGCGUUGAGCCUGUGGUCAGAGCAUCAAUCGAUUGAGGUCUCCAGUGAGGCGUACGUGCGGUACAAACUAGCGAAGAACUGUUAUGAAGGCAACCGCGGUGUACGAGACUUCAUAGAUGAGUCUGGCGAGGUGGCGCUGUUAAAUGUAUCAAUAUUAUGCGACAGUGGCUUCAUCACCAAGGACCCUACAGGCUUGAUGGUUCACGUAAAACACCAUAAACUGAAGGAAGACCACACAAAUGCUGGCAUGACAGUGGUGCGAGCGAUAGUGUCGAACACCAGUUUCACACUUUCGGUAGGGAACCUCCGACUCCUUUAUGACACUGUCAAUGAGCUACGACAGGGUUUGAAUCAGAUAGGAUCUACCAAGGCAAUGGUCACCACCUUGACACCGACACACCACAGGGGCGAGGAACAGAACAGGAGGUUUGUCACGAGGGGGAAGGUGUGUACUGGCGGUGUGGAUCAUUCCUCUCAUGCUGAAGCACCCUUGUUGUGGUCACGCGAUGGGGAAGUAACACCAUUGAUAGACUUUGCUGCAUCUGCAGCGUGGAUUGAAGUUAUUUUAACAAGUGACUUCUAUAGACCGGAGGUAGCCGUUGCUCUUAGCAAUUCCGCUCUCAUGGCAAAGGGAAAUCGUAGCUUGAAUCGCAUGAAGUGGACGGCCUCAAGCAUGGUACGUGUUACGGACUACCCACAGCUGCAGCCUCCACGUGAUGUUCUUCUUGUCUCACCUGAAGUAGCGGUGGAGUACACACGGCACACCGGUGGCGGGUUUUCUCUUCAAGGAGCCUUGACAUGUCUUGAACUCUCUUUGACGCUGCCGUUAGUGACGGUGUUGCGUCUUCUUCGCUUUCGUUUUGACUUGCAACGCACUGGGGCCUACUCGUUUCUCAACUGUACCGGCGUUCCGCUCCUCCUUUUGGCGGUGACUAAAGUGAACAAGAAGGGUUUGAAGCCACGAACGCAGUUCUGCCGUCUGCCUCCUGGUAAGCUUGUCAAGGCACGCCUCUUUCACUACAGCCAAACACUAUUUCGUGUCGUCGCCGAUGACAGGGAACAAAUUGAAGAGUACGAUGAAAAUCUCAAUAUGUUUGGUACUGAAGUGAACUUAUCGGCGCUGCGGCGUGGGGCAACAUACCGUUUUCCACUUACUGAACCUUCUGUAGGUGUCUUGGAUGUCGUGAUGCGUCUGGAUGAAAUGGAGCGCAUUGUUAACCUCACCACAUCAGUCGCGAUAAGGAACGAGCUUUCCACACACAUUGUAUGCUUGCCUGGGACCCCCUCUGAUUCCUGCAGGGUCCAGCCAAAAGAAACACGUUACGCACCCCUUCCGUGCCUCCGUCAUCCAUUCUCAUUAAUCGUUGGGGAAUGGCGAUUUAAAUCAAAGAACGCACUUGUUACCUUGGAGGGUUUGAUCAGCGCAUUUACACUUUUCUCAUCUGGGCAGAAGGGUUUGUCGGCAGAUGCGAUGAAGAGUGUCGUUGUUGUUGCUUCUAGACGCGCAUACAUGCAGGGAGAUGACACACUUGUGAUCCCAUUAACUCUCGAAAAGGAACACCUGGAUGAACGUUUGGCUGAAACGGAUGAGAAGCACAGGGAGGAGAUGCGUGUUUUCUUGGUGCUAACGCGGAGGGUUGCAUUGGAGAGUGAACCCCGAACUUCACGCCUUCUGUCCCGUUAUGAAGUGGAAUUGCGUGUCUGUCCAAUGGUGACUGUCGUUAAUGAGACGGGGGCCGUGCUUGCCGUGAAUGUGGUAUCCUCCUCCUCCUCCUCCUCCGCUUCAGAUGCGGCUACACAUACACGAACGUUUGUGCGUGAAGAAGAGGAGUUCAACUGCUUUUCCAAGAGUCUUGAAGGGGAAAGCUUCAGCAUGAAUUUAACCUGUGAGUUUGCGGAUGGUGUGCAGUUCUCCUCUGUUGAACCCCUGCCUUUAACUUUCACAGGAACAACGACGGUGGCCAUAAAGGAUUCGGUUGGUGAGAAAAUGGUCACCCUUUUGGUGGAGCAUGCGAUACACAGUAAAUUUAUUGUGCGUGCUGCAGCUAUCUUGAUAAAUGCGUUGCCUUUUCCUGUACGAGUAUAUGACGAGUCGGAUGCAUUGGUGCCGGGGCAGAACGAUGUGGAGGGUCUCCCCUCAGGACAUAAAUUACCUUUGACACUUCCAGCUCUUAGAGAGCAGCUCCGGAGGCCUGAUGCUGCGGUUGUGGUAAAAAUUGUGGCGGGUGGUCCUAAUGCGACCUGCUCGCAACUGUUUACUUGCAACGUCCUAACCGUUUCAGGUAUGCUUCAAAGUGUGGACGGAGAUGUGGUUCGCAUCUUUAGAGUGCAACGCGUGGGAGGAAUUAAAAAGGUGUUCAGCCCCACUCCAAUGAUCCGUCUAGAACCUAUGUGGGUGUUCCGCAAUCAGAGCCACGCCUUCUUCUUAACGGUGCGCUCUGUGGGAAUGACAGAGACCUUGAUCAUUGAACCACGGACAACGAAGGAGUGGACGACCUUUGCCGUGGCAUCCGCGUCGGAUCCACUGAUGCAGAUACGUUACGGUGGAAACGAGGAGGAGCUCUUUAUGUGGUCUGAGCCUCUCAAACUGGCCACCCUUUCUGGCGCCAAUGUGCCCAUCACCGUGAGACAUCAGCUGUAUGAGAAAGUGACAGAAAUGGAGGAGAUGGUGUUGCCACCAUCCGUUGUAGGGGCAGGCGUGGCUGUCUACACGAGCAUGCGGACUCCAAUGAUGGUGGGGGAAUCAUUGAAGUGUGAACGUUUUGCAUGUCUUUCCAUCACCCCUUGGAGGAAAAAUGGGAUCUUUUAUGUUGAUUUUUCCUUGGAUGGGAAUGUUCCAGUAGUUGUAGAAAAUCGUACUGGACGCUCACUACAAUAUGAACAUGUGCGAAAGAUGUCUUCAGCUUUGCAGCAAGUUGCACGUGCCUACGUUAUCCCGCCCUUUACGGAUGGUGUAACCUGCUUUGAUAGUGAUGGCACCGCCCACGUCAUGCGACUUACCCUGUUUGGUGGGGAUAGGCCUCCCCAGCAGUGCAUCGUUGAUUUGGCGAAGGCCGCUGUCACACGUGAGGCUGUAACGGCGUCUCCAGGGAUGUUUGUUCUAUGCACGUAUGACCACAGCAUUCGACGCUACUAUAUUUCAGUUACAGCGGACCGUUCCCUUGAAAGCAGGCUUUUAUUUCAACCUCGGUAUGUCAUUCAUGUGGAGACGUUUAUUCAUACCCUCUCACUGUAUGUCGCCUCGAUAUGUGUUCCAAAGGAUGAACCCGUCGUACAAACAUCACCACUGGCGGUGCUCGUGACGAGGAAUCAACUUCGCUUGGGCCGAGGCAUCACUAAUGAGGCGUUCACUAACGCUGAAGUACUCGCCGCACUGAAGCGUUGUGAGCUUGACGUCAUCCUCAUUCAAGCUCUUGGAAUCUACGGUGUUUUUUCUGCGAAUGAAAAACAUUAUUUUGGCCGUUUAGAUAUUGGACGCCUGACGUUUAUUGACUGUACGAACCCCCGACCAGCGUACCCUGUAAUCGUGGAUUUAAACAGCGAAGUGACGCGUGUUAGCGUGUCUGAUACCAAGGCAGUCAAGCCCUGCUUGUCGGUGAAGAUGCACGCUCUUGCUCCGGGGGAUUCCACUGCAUCGACGAUGAGCCAUGCGCCUGGAAAGGAUGUUACCAUUCUGCUGCAGCACCUCUCUCUUGAUGUGGCUCCAGUGACAGUGAAACUGACUGAUUCCUUACUCUUUGUUCUGCGUCAGGUUGGCGUCUGUGUAUGGGAAGCGGUUCAGCAAACUGUGCCUACUCGCACAGUUCAAGAACAGGAUGUGGGAGACGGCAAUGAGGUUAGUAGCCCUACAUCACCUUCCACGAUUGAGGUUAUUCCUAUUUAUAACUGCUUUAUUGCACACUUGCAUGUUUCACGCAUUGAUUUGGAUCUUACUCUCACACGCCGUAGUGAUGGAAAGUUUGAUCCUUUUGUGGGUAUACCUCUUGGUCGUCGGUUUAUACCAUCUGUAGAGCGGGCUCCUUUGAGCAUCAGUGGUGUGGAUAGAAUGGAUGUGAGUCAGCGUGGAAGUUCACCAUGUGGUGCAUUAUUGGAGCUACUAUGGCCCUCGUAUAGAAACCAGCUGUUAUUUCAGUUCUACAAGAUCAUUGGUUCCCUGGAGAUUCUGGGAAAUCCCCUUGCAUUGAUAAGUGGCUUACGAAAAGGUGUUCAGUCAUUUGUCGUUGAAGUGGCGGAUAUGAACCCUGCGAAGGGUGCCCGCGAACUUCUUCUUGCAACCACCUCCUCGACAUUGCACACGGUUGGUCUUCUCUCCCGUGUAGGCAGCCGGACGGCGGCAACUCUAUCGUGGGACAAUGACUGGCUUGAAACAAGGGAAGAGGAUGAGCGAAGUAAUGAUACGUUGAAUCGAAGCGGUGUCUUGUGGGGUAUGGCGCAGGGACUCCGUGACGGUAUUGAGGGCGUUGUCGCUCGCCCACUGAGCGGCGCACGAACCGCCGGUCUGUCUGGGUUUUGUACGGGCAUUGCAGCCGGUGCAGUAGGACUACUUACACGGCCUAUUGCGGGAGUAUUGGAUGGAUUUGGUAACACCGCGGAAUUUUACUCCAAGUUAUUGCAGGCACAAGAUGCGAUCCCCAACGCGCAUCUCAACUACCUCCAGAGUGAGCGCAAUUUUGUCGCAGCCGUCGUCGCAAAUCUCAACAAGGAGAUCCCUGCUGCUGACACGUCCGCAACGGACAGUGUGACGAAUUCCGUCUCAGUGGCACCUGCCAGUACUUCCACUGGGCUUACUGCUGCGUUUGGUAAAUGUUUGGCGUAUCUGGGGAGCAGCAAGAAAUGGACCACAGAUAGCUGCGAGUUUGUAUCCCAGGUAGCGUACGAAUCAAUCAGGCUGCAUGCGAAGCUAGAGGGGCUUCAAGGCGAAGAGUUUACGCGAUUUAUCAAGGAUGCCGCUGGCGUUCAUAAUUAUGCUCUUUACGCCGAUUGGGACUCCUUUGUGGCGCACACCACGCCGGAGGAAUUCUACAACUGGGUACAUAUUGCACUUGCAGCUGCUCUUGGUAAAGAAAUGAAAUCUUUUCUUUUGAGUGGUGAGUUUAGUGAAAGUACGUCAACCCGAUUAAAAGUUCUGCCGUUUUGUGAGCCGUUUUUCAGCACCCAGCAAAGGCAUGAGGCAGCUGCAGCAUUGGAGCGGGCAGAAGUAAUUAAAAACACCCUUGGUGUGCGAGAUUUACUCAAGUACGUUUCGCUUGAGCACAUGGUUAUGGUGUGUUCACUGGACGAAAUAAAGCAUCACGUCUCUCCCGAGAGUAUUCACGGGAAGCUGCCUCAGUUAAUCCUUGCCACUGCAAGAGAGUCGCUGAGAUUUAUUUUUUUUGGUGGAAUUGAAGAACAACUUCUCGUGUGA